CGGAUCCUCGCCGCUCCGGCUGCAGCUGCUGCGCUCCCCUCCCGCCCCCGCGCCGGCCGGACCCCGCUGCAAUGAGUCCCCGGUGCUGCUGAAGGAUGGUGGCGGCCAGGAGAGCGCCUGCCCCGCGGCUCGGAGCCCUCCUCCUCCCCGGGAUCGUCCUCGGAGCCUGCCUGCUGCGGCCUGGCGCCGGCAAACCAGAGGAGUCCUGUCCGCGGAGCUUGGACUGCACGCUGCAGAGAAGGGAGUUCUGCCCCCCUGGUUCCCAUGCCUGCGGCCCUUGCCUCCCACAGUUUGUGGAAGAUGAACACGGAAGAUGUGUCCAGAGGAAGUGGUCCACCACUGGGAGAACUUCUGUUCCCAACCUAGAGGAAGAAAUCGACUUCUUAGCUGACGUGCUGGCCAGGCAGGAUGCCACUCGCCUCCAUCUGCUCCAGGAUGCCACCCCGGCCCCGUCAGGGAAGCAUCCUGAAGCCGCUGGGGCGAGAGGAGAGUCCUCCAAGAAGAACAGAGCGAGCCACAGGGCUGUGACAUCUCAUCCCACCGCUACCACCAAGACAGUGAAGAGUUCUCCAGUGGAGGUGUUCCAUGUCACUUCAAAUGACCUCCUGAUACUCGGGAUGAUCGUGGUGUUCUCUGUCGCCGGCAUCGUUGCUUUAAUCGUGGCUGCGAUCUGCUGGUGCAGGCUGCAGAAGGAAAUCAGACUAGCUCAGAAAACCGACUACCCAGCUCUGAAGCUGCCUGGCCCCCCGCCAUACGACAAGAUCUCGCCUGGGGAUCAGAAGCUGGCUCAGAGCGCCCAGAUGUACCACUACCAGCACCAAAAGCAGCAGAUGCUCUCCGUGGAAAAGCAUAAAGAGGAACCCAAACUGCCUGACUCGGCAUCCUCUGACGAGGAGAACGAAGACGGUGAUUUCACGGUGUAUGAGUGCCCAGGGCUGGCUCCUACUGGAGAAAUGGAAGUGAAGAACCCCCUUUUUGACGACUCCACCUUACCCCCUCCGGGCCCCAAGUCACACCAGUAACCUCUCUCCUGCCCAAGCUCGCUACGGACCGAUAUGCAGAAUGCCAAAAACCUCCAGCAACUCGGCUCCUCCCGAGGGACUCCGGACGAGGCUGCCACUCAGUGCACGGAUUCCCAGAAUCCACCGCCAGACUGUUAGACCCCACUCAGUACACACCUGCCAACAGCUUUGGGGAGUCACUCCUGGUUCUAGCUUCUCCUGGUUCUUUCUGUUGUGAUCUUGCUUGUUCCCUGUCCUGUGUUCCCUGUAUUAUUUCAGCUGCUGGGAGAUGGGAGGGGGCAGCUAGGUAGCUGAGUGACAGCGCAAGGGGUGGCAGUGUCUCCACGUUCAGGUUUGUUUUGUUUGUUACUGUGGAGUCAGAGUACUGGUGGUGCAGCAGGUGCAAAGGGGUCCUGGGAAGGAACCUUUCGAGGGGAUCAAGGAGUGAACAGUGAAGCAAGGGCCUUGCCUUCACUCCCCGGCACUCUGGCAAACGUCCCACCAACCCUUGCAAACACCAGUGCUGCUGCAGCACUGGUAGCCUAGCGAGAGCAGAGGUGACUGGCACGGUGGGCUGGCAAUCAGCUGGAGCCCAGGGUGCACUAGUGCUCACAGCCAAAUGGGUGGGGAACUUUCCAAGAAAAGUCUAGUGUAGACCUGGCGAAAAGAGCCACGGUCCUUCCUCGUGGCUGGGUCCCACUGUACCCCUCCACCAGAAAUCUUCCCCAGCCAAGAGACUAGAGAGCCCUUGGUGCCCAGGUUACAUGUCGUCCUGCCAAAAGCAGGAGCAAAAGGAGUCAUGGGCAGGAACUUGGUGAAAUGGGAACCAGCUCUCCCCGUAGCACAUUGUCCUCGAGCUGUGGAGUCAGCCCAGUCCAUGGCUUGGCCCAUCCCAGUGAACAAACGGGGGGAUACCCCAUCCCAAAUCACGCUUGAUAUCUAGCUUCCCAUUGGGGUGACUCUAGACUCGGUGCCUUUGUCUCGCUGUCCCUGGGAGUCGGGGUCUGAUACAGCAAGUUUGCCCCAUCACCGAAUUCUUCUGUGAUGCAGGUUUUAUAAUUCCAUGUUUGUAGCAUUUUCCAACAAGUAACUUGGCCAGGGCGCACACACCUUUCUGGCCAUCUUCUCUCUUUCGUUGUAUAAAACAGUUUGUCCAAUAAACCAGCUAUGCAGGUUUCUGAUGAUGGAUUUUUCAGCCUGCCAGACUUUGUUUCGCUCAUUCAAAUAAGCCUCUGGCCUCUCUGGUUGAUUUAAUCAGUUGCUGUGGAACUGAAAGCUGUGGAGCGUGUGCACUGCCCAGCUGCUGCCCGACACCAGUGCUGUGGCGUCUGGUG
Molecule: messenger RNA, 2335 nt
Organism: Chelonoidis abingdonii (Abingdon island giant tortoise)
Lineage: Eukaryota; Metazoa; Chordata; Testudines; Testudinidae
Gene: NPDC1
Product: neural proliferation, differentiation and control 1
Cellular component (GO): membrane
Source: RefSeq, a predicted model, not a curated record